AUGCAAGGAAGAAACAAGACGCGCCUGUACAUCACCCUCCAACACCGCGGCGGCAAGCCAGGUUUCCACUGGGCCCUCCUCCUCGCCCCUAAAACCGAAAGUGCCAACAUCAGCACGACCGACGGGUACCGCUUCCAUGCCCUCAACACGGCCCAGGAAGGAGCAAUCAUCGGCGCCAACGGGCAGUACGAAUGGCGUUUCGAGCAUCAGGCCUUCAAUAGCUUGUCCACCGGAAACUUGAUAGGAAGGAUCCUGGUCGCUAAGUUGUCGAGUUCGAGUGGGAGUGGAGAGGGAGAGAGAGGAAGGCGGUACGGCGACUGCUCGGAGCUGUUGAGCUCCCAAGCAGACCGUGUUCGCGAGAUCGUCGAGACUGUGCCGCUAGUCCAGAACGACGACAAGUGGACGUGUCGUGUCUGGCUAGAACGGGCUCUUGCUGCAUUGCGUUCUGCUGGAGGCCUUGAUGGGGAGUUCGCCACCAUUCCUGACGUCCAGGUCGGAGGGGAACUUGAGCGGGAUAUUUUCGCGUUUGGAGAACGGGCGCUGGAAGAAAUCAAGACCAGGAAAACGGCGAUAGCGAGAGUUACAGAUUUGCCCCACGGUGAUAUGCGUGUAGUGAAGAAAUAA
Cyclocybe aegerita is the source of this 624-nucleotide messenger RNA. NCBI's taxonomy places the organism in Eukaryota, Fungi, Basidiomycota, Agaricomycetes, Agaricales, Hemipholiotaceae. The record is from the annotation of a GenBank genome assembly.